Molecule: messenger RNA, 1758 nt
Organism: Oldenlandia corymbosa var. corymbosa
Lineage: Eukaryota; Viridiplantae; Streptophyta; Magnoliopsida; Gentianales; Rubiaceae
Source: the annotation of a GenBank genome assembly
AUGGCGGUUGCAGGGGAGUUUGCUCUGACUUGUAAUCAGAUGGUGAUCAGAAAAUCAAGUUUUGUUUCAGGCAGAAGUAGUAAUUUACUUGGUGGCCCAGUUCAAAGUCAGAAAGUUUGUUUCAAUGCCUGGAAGUUGAAGGAAUCCAAGGCUGGACGUCUGAGAGUAAACGCAGUCACGCAGAUGGAAGUUGGGACUGCAGAGGAUUUAUGGAGUUUGAAAGGGUUGGAAAAAGAGUCAACUUUGGGUUUCGAUUUGGUUUCAGAAGAGGAAUUGAGGAUGAAAGGAUUCAUGGGAUUGAGGAAGACCAAGCUUGUCUGUACCAUUGGACCAGCUUGUUGCUCUCUUGAGGAAUUGGAGAAGUUAGCACAGGGAGGGAUGAAUGUGGCCAGGCUAAAUAUGUGUCAUAAUACAAGAGAAUGGCACUUGGAUGUUAUAAGGAAGAUUAAGAAGUUGAAUGAUAAAGGUUACUCUGUGGCUGUGAUGAUUGAUACUCAAGGAAGCCAGAUACACGUUGUUGAUCACGGAGCACCUUCUUCAGUCAAGGCUGAGGAUGGCACAAUCUGGCAUUUUGCUACGGAGAAGUUUGAGGGUUAUCGUCCAUUGACAGUUAAAGCAAACCAUGAAGGAUUUUCUGAAGGUAUUGAAAUAGGUGAUGAAAUUGUUAUUGAUGGAGGAAUGGCCACAUUCGAGGUUAUUGAAAAGAUUGGAAAUGAUUUGCGAUGUAAAUGCACCGACUCCGGUCUAAUGCUUCCCCGAGCUAAACUGAGCUUUUGGAGAGAUGGGAAGCUUGUAGCACGGAACAAUGAUCUCCCAACCAUAUCUUCCGAGGAUUGGUCAGACAUAGAGCUUGGAAUUUCUGAAGGUGUGGAUUUUGUGGCAUUGUCAUUUGUCAAAAAUGCAGAAGCCAUCAAGCAUCUAAAGCAUUACCUUUCCACCAAUUCUUCCAAGUCAGUGAAAGUCUUAGCAAAGAUAGAGUGUGUGGAAGCCCUCCAAAAACUGGAAGAAAUUGUUGAAGCAUCUAAUGGGAUCAUGAUAGCAAGAGGGGACCUUGGAGUUGAAAUACCUCUAGAACAGAUUCCAACUGUGCAGGAAAAUAUCAUUGAGGUAUGCCGGCAGCAGAACAAGCCCGUUAUUGUUGCUUCUCAGCUGCUUGAAUCCAUGAUUGAAUAUCCUACUCCAACCAGAGCUGAGGUGGCUGAUAUUUCUGAAGCAGUCAGGCAGUAUGCCGAUGCAUUAAUGCUCUCCGGUGAGUCUGCAAUUGGUUCACAUGGGCAGAAAGCUCUUUCUGUACUGCGGACUACUAGCAGCCGGAUGGAAUCAUGGAGCCGUGAGGAAAGCAUGCAAGCUUCCCUAAACCAAUCAAAACUCGGCACAUCUUUGUCAGACCAAGUUGCCGAGCAAAUCUGCAAUUGUGCUGCAGAAAUGGCUAACAACCUAGGGUUGGAUGCAAUUUUUGUGUACACAAGACAUGGACAAAUGGCAACUCUUCUAUCGCGCAAUCGUCCUAACCCUCCGAUAUUUGCAUUCACAAGUGAUAACAGCACUAGGAUGGCACUCAAUCUGCAGUGGGGGGUGACUCCUCUUCUCGUUGAUCUAACCGAUGACAUGGAAGCCAAUGUAGAAAAAACCACAGGCCUCAUCAAAGCAAAAGGGCUAAUAAACGAGGGAGAUACAGUUCUGAUUGUGUCAGACAUAAUCCCAUCACCUGCAUCACAAACCUUGUUUCAAUCGAUUCAGGUGAAAACUGUUGUUUAG